AAUUCUUUGGUUUGGAUGACUGAAAGGGUUGCACCACUAGUCACUUUUUGGACACCACCCGUCGACGAAGUAGUAAGGUCUUUUUCCAUCUCCAGUUAUAAUAUGUUGGCACAAGUGUACGUGAACACGAGUCAAUUUCCAUAUUGUCCAAGACGAUAUCUCCGGCGCAAGCAUCGACUGGCUUUAACCAAAAGCUUAUUGCAAAGUUUACAAGUUGAUAUUCUCUGUUUGCAAGAAGUGGAUUGUUAUAAAGAAAUAGAAACUUAUCUACAAGAAAAAGGCUACAAAGGCAUAUUUCAACUUCGAGGCGGAAUGAAAAAAGAUGGUUGCGCCAUUUUCUUCCAAUCGGACAAGUUUGAGUUGCUAGCAGAACAUAGCUGGGAUUGUGACCAAGUACAGUUUCCGACACUCAAAAAAUAUUGUCACGAGAAUUGGAAUCCUUAUGUGGACGAACGUCAUAGACGUAACAAUAUUGGACAAUGUGUAUGGUUGAAGUGGAGAACGGAAUCGGAAGUUUCUUAUCACUUGUGUAUUGCAAAUGUACAUUUAUUUUGGGAUCCUUUGCAUGAAGAUGUGAAGCUAUUACAAACAUUGCAAGCAGUUCAUGAAAUGGAUGAGUUUAUCCAACGUUGUAAGAGAGAUGGAAUGGAAGAUGAAAAUGUAAAUGUCUUUUUAACAGGAGACUUUAAUAGUUCACCAGGAACAUUGAUUUAUAAGUUAUUGACUGAUGGACAAGUAGAAUGGUAUGGUCAGGAGAUGGAACAACAAUUCCGUUUAUCGAAGGAACCGUUGGAACGAACGGACAACAAUAAUGAAAUGGUGAAUACGAUGACCACUAGUAGGAGCGCAUUGUGGACUCCUAUUUUUGCACGUCAUGUGAUGGUUAACAUUCCAUUUCAGUUCAAAAGUGCUAUUUGGUCUGUGUUAGGGAAGGAAAUGGAUUGGAGCAAUCGAACAGAAAAAUUCACAGACAAUAUUGAUUAUAUAUUUUAUACUGGUACGCAGUUGAAACCCAUCCAAGUCAUUCCAUGUCCAGAGUUGCUACAGAGAUAUGAACAUUUCCUUCCCAAUGAAAAUUUUCCAUCGGACCAUAUACCUUUAGGAUGUCGAUUUGAAUUGGUAGAAAAUAGGUGGAAGAAUCACCAUGAUCAGAUGGACAAGCAACAGUAAAAAGGAUCAGCUUCAAGUUAAUAUCGAAGGAAGCUAUAGAUGGAUUCUGAAGCACAGAACUAUAGGAAUACUAUAUGAUUACUUGAAUUUUGAUAUUUUUACAAAGUUGAUGAUAGUUACGAAAUAGUACAAGUUCUUUAGAAAGUCUUACAAGUAACUAGGAUAAGGACUAGUAGAAAGAAGAAUAUCAAAAAUGAAGAAUCGUAGGUUUUUUUAUGAUCAACUAUGAGGAAAAUAUGAAGAGUUUUUCAGUGACAUGAAACUGAAAUGAUGGAAAGAAAUUUCAAGAACAAGCUCGAGUUGAAAAUAGUUUUCAAAGCGGAAUGCUAUAAACUCUUAUGAAUAACAAUAGCGGAAAUUUAGUGAGAAUAGAGACGUGCAGAUCGAAUUUGUGCCG
Messenger RNA from Galdieria sulphuraria, 1567 nucleotides. RefSeq names its product CCR4-NOT transcription complex subunit 6. Bases 16 to 1170 code for a protein of 384 amino acids. The transcript is spliced from 2 exons. Gene Ontology annotation, molecular function: 3'-5'-RNA exonuclease activity. The record is from RefSeq and is a predicted model, not a curated record. NCBI's taxonomy places the organism in Eukaryota, Rhodophyta, Bangiophyceae, Galdieriales, Galdieriaceae.